AUGGUAGGAAAAUUUGUGAAAUCCGUUUCCGGCGAGCGGCCAUAUUCUCGAAAUAUCGAGUUGUUCGUUCACCGGGUCUGGGGAAGGUCGCCAGUGAAUGAUAAUUAUUUAAAAAAUUCCAAAUUCUCUCUGAACGAGAGAUACCAACUCGAGCGACCACCAUCAUACAAGUUAAUAGAAAAGAGUUCAAUAACUCGUCAAGAUGCAGUACAAUGGAUUUCACAACCAACAUCCUAUUUUCAGACCACGACCAGACCGGAAUGA
Messenger RNA from Arctia plantaginis, 264 nucleotides. The record is from the annotation of a GenBank genome assembly. NCBI's taxonomy places the organism in Eukaryota, Metazoa, Arthropoda, Insecta, Lepidoptera, Erebidae.